AUGCUCAAGACUACCGCACUACAAACGGGUCCUCCCGUGGUCGCCAAGUACAACCUGCAGUACACCAGCCCCCAAACCGCAAACACAUCUGCGGUGGACCUAUCAACUAUUGCCCCACCUAAAAAUUCAAGGUUGAAUUGCAUACGAGCAACCGCAAACUGGAAGGCGAUGAAUGCAGGCUGCCACGGCACGAACAAAAAUAACAAUGUCUGCGUUGAGGGCAGAGGUUCGACUUCUAGCCGAGUGAUGCAGUUGGACCUCAGUCUACCUGCCCGAAUCGGCUCGUGGCAGAGAGCUGAACAACUCACCUGGUCGCAAAAUGCCAAGUCUCUACGCCGUUUCCCCUUUGAAUUUCAUCUAUGGGCCGGCUAUCAGACGGAUAGAUUGCCAAUCAGCACUACUGCAAUGCCAGUGUCACAGCCCCACGUGAUACCACCCUCUUCUGCAGAUGUAAUGCAGGCAUCGAGCCAUGGAGCCCCCGAUAACCGACUUGCGUUGAUUUUCGGAGUGUUUUCUUUCAGCCCACACCAGGCAAACCUAUCCAUACCCGAGUUCCAAGUUGUCAAUUAUCCCUCCUGGCUAACCAUCUUGCAGCGGUUUCUGCCUGGUUGGAUCUACAAGACGGAAGAAUGCCCGAUAUGCCUGUCCUUCUUCUCCACUGACAUGCCACCCGGCCCGGACCCCCGAACCGGACUGGACCCCAAAUUCAAGCCCGAUCGCCGCUUACUGCAACCAGAGUACCAAAACCGUUGUCACGGCUGCUGGAUAGGCCGCUUCACAAUCUCAUUCUUCAGUCAUGUUCUCGACAGCGUAGACUCAAAUGACAUGCGAGAUGCCCUGUUCUACAUCGACGCAGACGUUGACGGCACAAACAUUGUUCUUACCGCAAGGAAAGGAGGGCCAAGAGGCGGUUAUGUACUAUCGAAAUUGCAACUGCUUAAAACAACGCUACCACCGGCCCAAGGUUAUAUGCAGUCCUGUCUGCGAUACUUGAUCUCAGUCCUUGACCCCAACGCUUACAACCCGCUGCCGGUGUAUGUAGCCCAUGCCUAUGAGUCUCCACCCAUCGUAGGCCACACGGGGUCUCCAGAUACUUUCAAAAAGAUCUUUACGUGGUUCGAGGAAUGUGUCGCGCAGCAUCCGGACUGUGGCAGUGGACUCAGCAUACACCCGAUGCCAACUCGUCUGAUUGAUAUCUCAGACAAAGGCAAUAUGCGAUUGGUUGAACAUGUCACCACAAGAAGCCACUACAUCGCGCUCAGCCACCGAUGGAUAGAAGCUUCCAAGAUGCCGCGAUGUGUGAGCACCAACAUCGAAUCGCUGAAGAAGAAUGUUCCUUGGUCUGCUCUUACCCGGAACUUCCAGGACGCCAUCAUAUUCAUCAAAGACUUUGCCUCAUGGUAUGCGAAAGACCACCCAGAAGAAGAACCCAUUCGAUACGUCUGGAUCGACAGCCUGUGCAUCAUCCAGGAUAGCGUUGCAGACUGGAACGCAGAGUCAAAGUUGAUGUGUUCUGUCUAUGAGGGUGCACUCCUCACUGUUGCAGCAGCGGCCGGGCCUGAUGGCUGCUUUGCUGAAGCUGAACGCGUCUACAAGGGAUUCGAUGUUACCAAUCCUCAACGCCAAAACCCGAGACUGAUGCUGCGAAAAAGCCUACCGGAUCAUGAGAAUGAGUAUGAGAUGGCCGGGAGGGAACAUGUCAUGCAGCAGAAAGGUCUUCGUACGCCUAGCAGAUUGGAUCUGAUGACAAGAGGAUGGGUGAUGCAAGAAAGACUACUUUCUCGCAGGUUCGUCGUCUUCGCCCCAAACGAAGUCAUGUGGGAGUGCUACGAAGGCUCCCGAUGCGAAUGCGGCAGACUCUCUGGCAUGACGGGCCAGUUAAACCUUGAGGGAGAGGAAGGCAACAUGAGUCAGGUUAACCAAAGAUCCUAUCGUUUCCACGACUCUAAGCGGGUAGAGGAUCCGAAUUAUGCACUCCUGCCGAUGCCGCUCAAAAUGGCGUAUUAUGCCUCAUUAGACGACAAGGGUGAACAUGCGGCACGGAACCUCCGCAACUGGUGGCGCCGGCUGGUUGAGAGAUACACGACAUUAGACCUAACUCAAGAAUCAGACAGGCCCCCCGCGAUAAUGGGUCUCGCAAUCCAAUAUAGCCGCCGGACUGGGCAAGAAAUGAAGGAUUACGUUGCAGGGAUAUGGAGGAAGUCACUUCCCUUAGACUUGCUAUGGCAUACAGAAAAUCCCUCCAGUGAACCUAUCUCCAAAACUUCGAAGGCCAAGGAAACACCAUCGUGGUCCUGGGCAAGCUGCCGAAGUCAGGUCAGAAUGCCUCGAGAGGGGAGCAUGGAGAAACCGAUAUACUACGCUGAACUGACUUGUGUCAACGAUGGUAUCACUGUCGGUCUGAGAUGUGCUGUUUUCACUGACUUGAGUGAAAGAGCAAGAGACGAAACGUUCCCGAUUACCGUGUUGCAUGACUUUCCUGACAGAGCGGCAAGUCUUGCUCCUUCAAUUUGGGAAGCUGAGGCCAUAUUUGCUCUAGUGCUCAGAGCGGGUGAAGGCGAAGAUACUACUUGGAUGUACCUUCACAUCAAGCCCAUCAAGGAGGCGCAGAUAUUUGCGAAAUAA
Colletotrichum lupini is the source of this 2625-nucleotide messenger RNA. RefSeq lists its product as uncharacterized. The transcript is spliced from 8 exons. NCBI's taxonomy places the organism in Eukaryota, Fungi, Ascomycota, Sordariomycetes, Glomerellales, Glomerellaceae. The record is from RefSeq and is a predicted model, not a curated record. Bases 1 to 2625 code for a protein of 874 amino acids.